Molecule: messenger RNA, 1530 nt
Organism: Anastrepha ludens (Mexican fruit fly)
Lineage: Eukaryota; Metazoa; Arthropoda; Insecta; Diptera; Tephritidae
Product: mucin-2-like
Exons: 4
Coding region: 1-1530 (509 amino acids)
Source: RefSeq, a predicted model, not a curated record
AUGUCGCAUAAUAAACGGUUCUUUUUAAUUGCGAUUUUCUACCUGCUCGCUCCCAUCAUUCAUCGCCAUGUCAUCGCAGCACUGACGGGUCAAUGUAAUGAGUGCUUUACGAAUGGCAUCGCUUGUUUGGAUGAGCAAAAUUUUACAGUUUGCUUCAACACAUCUACCACUGUACGUACAUCUUGUCCCAUGGGAACGGUUUGCACAGCCGAAGAAAGUAUUUGUCAGGCCACCGCUCAAGGUGCUGUUCCUGUUUGCUAUGAGGAUCGUUGCGGAAAAUGUUCAUCCGUCAAUAGUAAUUUCGCUUGUCUCGACGAGGCCAUUUAUGCUUUCUGUUAUGAUGGCAAAACACCUGCACAAAGUUCAAUUAAUUAUUGUCCGCUUGGUUAUGUGUGCAAUUUGAACAAUUCCCAAAUUUGCUCAUCCGCGCAAACUUCAAUGCCAUCGUGUAUACCAAGAAGCAUCGAUACUACGACAGCUGCAACAUCAACUGGCUCAACAACAGACUCAACAAGUGAUACAACAACUGACACAACAACUGACACCACAACUGACACAACAACCGAUAUAACAACAGACACAACAACCGAUACAACAACCGAUACGACAACAGACACAACGACAGAUACAACAACGGAUACAACAACAGACAUAACAACCGAUACAACAACAGACACAACGACAGAUACAACAACGGAUGCAACAACAGUCAUAACAACUGACACCACAACUGACACAACAGCCGAUAUAACAACAGACACAACGACAGAUACAACAACGGAUACAACAACAGACGUAACAACCGAUACAACAACAGACACAACGACAGAUACAACAACGGAUACAACAACAGACAUAACAACCGAUACAACAGCAGACACAACGACAGAUACAACAACGGAUAAAACAACGGAUACUACAACCGAUACAACAACUGACACAACAACGGACACAACAACUGAAAGAACAACUGAAACAGCAACUGAUACAAAAACUGAUACAACAACCGAUACAACAACAGACACAACAACAGAUACAACAACAGACACAACGACAAAUACAACAACCGAUACAACAACAGACACAACAACAGACACAACGACAGAUACAACAAUCGAUACAACAACGAUCACAACAACGGAUACAACCACAGACACAAUGACAGACACAACAACGGAUUCCACAACUGAUACUACAACCGCUAGAACAACUGACACAACAACAUCCACAACAACCGACUCAACAACCGUAACAACAAUAUCCACAACAGCCGCAACUACAACCACCACAACCACCAUCCCAACAACAAGCACAGCAUCUAGUACGACAGCAGCUCCAACAGAUCCGAAUACAUUCUGUGCUGAUAUGGGCAAAACAGGCAACUUCAGACCUGAUGGUGAUACAACGUGUUCUGUCUACAUUUAUUGUUACAUGCUAUCCGGUCAAUAUCUAGGUUGGAAAUAUAGCUGUUCCUACUAUUUUAACGCAGCAACUGGAAAAUGCCAAAAAGAACGCCCCGUAGAUUGUUAA